GUAUGAUAAAAAUUAACAUAAUAAUGCAAAUCUAAUUUUAAUUAUCACUUCAUUAAUUGUAAGUGAAGUUAUAUGCACCGCCUAAUUAAAAUAUGUGUUUAUAAACUUAACAUGUAAAAUACUUUUAAUUUAGUGAUGUACAACUUCCGCUAAUAUGUGAUAAGUCAAAAUAGACUACCAAGAAAACUGUUUGAUUUUACUCAAUCGUGAUAAACAACUUUUUUUAUCUUGUGAGGGCGUAUGUAUUUAUGGGUACACAUUGAACUAUUAUGUUUUUUUAAAUGAAUUAUUCAUUUAUUUAUUUCUUGGUGACCAAUUUAAGACAUGUUAGUGAUAUUAGCUUAGUUUUUAGUCAUUAUUAGGUUAGGUAAUAAAAACAUUCAAGUAUUACAUUUUAAAGAAAAAGUGUUUUAUUGUCUGCACUAAAGUUAUAAUUUAGUUAAAUAUGAUCGGAUUUUAUAUUAUACUAUUUACAUUACAUUCCAGUAAAGGCCAAAUCAUCAGUAAAUUAACACAACAUAAUCUUGAUGACUUCAGAAAUAAUGCAGUCAAAAGUUUUUUCCUGACUCCUAAAGCAUUAAUUGUCGAUAAUACUCGUCUAGAAUUUUCUUAUUGGAACUAUGAACUUGGAAAUAAUUAUCCAAUUCCAUUUGAAUACGGCAAAGAGCAGGAUUUAAUUAAAUAUUGGAUUCCAAAACAGCCAUUAAAAAUUAUAACACAUGGUUGGCUUGCAACUAGUGAAAAUAGUACAGGUGUAUUUGCUAUUAAAACAGCAUACGUCAAUACAACCAAAUAUAACGUUAUUUCGGUUGACUGGAGUGCUGUCGGUGGUAAUGUAGUAUAUCCCAUUCCAGCUUAUCUUACAACACGUGUGGGUGGCGUUAUAGCAAAGUUAUUGGAGAAUCUUGUUCAGCUUGAAUAUAUCAAACCUACUAAUAUACAUUUAAUAGGCCACAGUCUUGGUGCACAUGUUUCAGGAGCUUGUGGAGCAGCUUUCACCUUAGGAAAAAUUGGGCGGAUAACAGGUCUAGAUCCUGCGGGUCCUGGAUUUGAGUAUGGACAAAUAAGACCCAAUCGAUUAGAUAAGACCGAUGCUUUAUUUGUAGAUGUUUUACAUACAGCAGGAGGAGUAGCAGGAUUUUAUAAAUCAAUAGGGCAUGCAGACUUUUAUCCGAAUGGUGGUAGUCCACCUCAACCUGGAUGUUAUGAAGGAUUAUCUGAGAUGUUGAAAAUUGCUGGUUGUAGUCAUGCAAGAUCGCAUCAGCUAUAUGCUGAUUCUAUAUAUCACAUGAAUUCGAUGAUAGCAACUCAGUGCUCUUCAUGGUCAUAUUAUGAAUCUGGUGGAUGUAAUAAUAAUACAAAAUCUUUUUUGGGCCAUAGUGCUUCUACUAGCGCAUUUGGAAAUUUUUAUUUGAAGACAAAAAGUUCAGCUCCAUUUGGUACAGAAUCAAGUGUCUUAGAAUUGAACAGUGGAACUAAUUACACAAUAAUUACAGAAAAUGUAAUUUAAGAAAAUUGUUUUGAAUUUAAUUUGAUAUAAUUGAUUUUAAAAUUAUAAGUUUAAAACUAUUUAAUUAAAAAAAAAAUUUUACUUAAUAAGGUUACUAAUUAUUUUUAUGGUAGUUAUCAAGAAAAUAUUUCCACACCGC
Messenger RNA from Daktulosphaira vitifoliae (grape phylloxera), 1649 nucleotides. Its product is annotated as lipase member H-B-like. Gene Ontology annotation, molecular function: lipase activity. Lineage: Eukaryota; Metazoa; Arthropoda; Insecta; Hemiptera; Phylloxeridae. Gene Ontology annotation, biological process: lipid metabolic process. The record is from RefSeq and is a predicted model, not a curated record. The transcript has 7 exons. The coding region runs from base 446 to 1510 and encodes 354 amino acids.